Eubalaena glacialis (North Atlantic right whale) is the source of this 1248-nucleotide messenger RNA. RefSeq names its product heparan-alpha-glucosaminide N-acetyltransferase-like. The transcript is spliced from 11 exons. The record is from RefSeq and is a predicted model, not a curated record. Bases 1 to 1158 code for a protein of 385 amino acids. Gene Ontology annotation, cellular component: lysosomal membrane. Lineage: Eukaryota; Metazoa; Chordata; Mammalia; Artiodactyla; Balaenidae. Gene Ontology annotation, biological process: lysosomal transport.
AUGACGGGAGCGCGGCCGUUUGCGGUCGAGGAACGUGGGUCCCGGGAGCGUGGCGGCGGCGGCGGCGCGGGGGCAGCGGGCGGCAUGAGCGGGGCGGGGAGCGCGGGCCGUGCGCUGGCCGCGCUGCUGCUGGCCGCGUCCGUGUUGAGCGCCGCACUGCUGGCCCCCGGCGGCUCCCCGACGCCAGACUUAGGAAACAAAAGGCGCUUAGAGCUGAAGAUGGACCAGGCUUUGCUGCUCAUCCAUAAUGAACUGCCUGGGACAAACUUGACCGUCUACUGGAAUUUCGAUCGCUGUUAUCACUGCCUGCUCCAGGUCCUGGUCGACGUCUCCCAGAGCAGGAAACCCGGGGAGCCCAGCAUUGAGGCCGUGGCUGUGAGCACCCAGCACGGAUCCAUCCUGCAGCUUAAUGACACCGCGGAGGAGAAGCAAGUUUGUAGGCUGGAAUACAAAUUUGGAGAAUUUGGAAACUAUUCUCUCUUGGUAAAGCACACCCAUGAUGGAGUCAAUGAAAUUGCGUGUGACCUGGUCGUUAAUGAGAAGCCAGUUGACAGUAACCUUCCUGUGAGUAUCGCGUUCCUUGUCGGCCUGGUGCUCAUCAUUGUGGUGUCCUUUCUAAGGUUCUCGCUGAGCUUGGAAGACUUUCAUGAUUGGAUUUCUAAAGCCAUAAAUUCUCAGGAAACUGAUGGCCUCAUCAAUUCUGAGCUGGGGUCUCCGAGCAGGGCGGGCGACCCCCCACCAGAGGCCUGGCGUCAGUCGGCGACCCCCCUGCGCCUCCGCUGCGUGGACACGUUCCGCGGGAUCGCUCUCAUCCUCAUGGUCUUCGUAAACUACGGAGGUGGGAGAUACUGGUACUUCAAGCAUGCAAGUUGGAACGGACUGACGGUGGCUGACCUUGUGUUCCCGUGGUUUGUGUUUAUUAUGGGAUCUUCGAUCUUUCUGUCAAUGACUUCCGUUCUGCAGCGGGGAUGUUCCAAAUUCAGAUUGCUGGGGAAAAUUGCAUGGAGGAGUUUCCUGUUAAUCUGUAUAGGAAUUGUCAUCGUGAACCCCAAUUAUUGCCUUGGUCCACGCCUGGGAGGUGCCACCAAGUCCGCUCAAAGCCUUCUGUACAAAGGAGACCCUGGGGCUGGGAGAGUGAGGUUCUGUGUCCGUGUGUAGUGAAGGGCAGAGCAGGGGCCAGACCAGGCCACUGGUUCUCAGAGCCGCCCUCCUGCCGCUGUGGUUUCAUCAGCUUUCACAGUAAGGCUG